AUGGCUGAUUUCUCGCGUCUGCCCACUCGAGGCGGCUCCUCCUCCUGUUCCUCUUCCUACCACUCCAACUCCUCCCCGGCGCCUCCUCCCCCUCCUCCGCCCGCACCGCCGCUGCAACAGAGGUAUUCCAAUCGUGCCGCCAGCGCUUUGGCACGAUUCGCCCAGCCUUUCUUUUCCGGGUCGAGGCCUCCUAGUCCACAAACUUCAGCUGGGAUUGUUGGUUCUCGUGCCGAUCUCUCAGCUGCUCCCCGGUCUAACCGGUCCAAGUCAUUACCCGGUGCAUCCCAAACAGUUACUCAUAAGACCGGCAUCCCUAUUGCUGCCUUGGAUAUCUCUCCACAACGUACCCAUGCUGUCAUCGGAGGUAAAGAGAUUCUCAAGACUAUCCGUGUAUCACCUGCCCAUUCGUCCGAGGAAUUCAAUCUUCGGAAUGCCAUCAUCAGCUACUCCUCCACCCAUCACGUUGGUAGUGGACUCUCCGCCCGGCACAAAGACCAGCUGACUGUGAGGGAUGUCAAGUGGUCACAUGGCAACUAUGACCGGAUCAUCGCUACGGCGGUAGCUAAUGGUCGCAUUGUUGUCUACGAUUUACACCGGACUGGCCUAGAGUUCUGCCGGUUUCAGGGACACAGCCGUCAGGUGCAUCGGUUAGCUUUCAACCCGCAUUUCCCAGCAUGGCUGCUGUCGGGGAGUCAGGAUUCCACCAUUCGGAUGUGGGAUCUGCGAAUGGCUGCCUCGGAGCGUGGUGUGUCGACCUGUGGAAGCAAGGAACUAUACAAUGGCAACAGCGAUGCUGUUCGGGAUAUAAGGUGGUCGCCGAGUGACGGUGUCAUGUUCGCAACUGCCACAGACAGCGGUGCCGUCCAGUUGUGGGAUUACCGUAAAACUGCUGCUCCGUUGCUGAGAAUUGCGGCCCACGACCGACCUUGCUUCUCAGUGGAUUGGCAUCCCGAUGGAAAGCAUAUCGUCAGUGGUGGCACGGACAAGCAGGUCAAGGUCUGGGAUUUUUCCUCGUCGGCCGAGCGAAGACAGAAACCGACCUUCCAGUUCCGAACCCCCCAAGCUGUACUUAAUGUCCGGUGGCGUCCUCCGUCCUGGGCCGGAGAAUCAGGUUCAAGUGACUGGCAAUCAUCUCAAGUAGCGACUUCCUAUGACAAGGAAGACCCGCGAGUGCAGCUCUGGGAUCUUCGACGACCCCAUAUACCGUUCCGAGAAUUCGAUCGAUACGACACGUAUGCGGCAGACUUGCUCUGGCAUUCCAAAGAUCUUCUAUGGACGGUGGGUGAUGCAGGCGCAUUCACGCAGACGGAUAUUCGGUACGCGCCGCAAGUGGUCAACCAACGGCCGACCUGCUCAGUAGCCUGGAGUCCCAAUGGUGAAAUGGUCGCAUUUGGUCAAAAGCGCCCCAGACGGAGCACCCGUGGUCUCAGCACCACUGAAUUCCUGGGCUUUCAGGACGACGAAGGCAGUAGCGGUGAGAAGCUAUUGAGUCAGAGCCCGGCAGACGAUAUCCUUGGCGAGCCCCCUCUACCGCCCUCAAUUCGUCACCGACACAGUAAAUCAACCAGCGCUGCCCGACCAUCCAAAUCUUUGGGCAGUACUCCGCCUGGUGCACCAGACUUUACUCCAGUUCUCGCACUGGACAAAGCACUGGCCAAGGAUAAAGCUCCCGGUUCACGUCAACUGGGAGCUGUUGGUACUAUACCCGGAGCCACGAUGGAUCCGGUCCUCUUUCGAUAUCUAGCCCGCCAAUAUUCGCCACUGAUGGAGGACAUGGCUGGCAAACGAACGCAGGUAGAUGUGUUGCGGUCUUUGCUGGAGUCGCUUGAUCACAAUGCAGAGCACGCGGAAAAUGCUUCUCAGCUUAAAUUAGCUCAAACUUGGAGAAUCAUCAAAUUUGCCGUCGUUCAAGAGCUUCAGCUCAAAGCGAGAGAGCAACGCCAGACUCCCGAAAAGGGAAAUAGCAGUGUAAAGAAGAAGAUGUCCAAAGAGGGCCUAUUAUCGGAAAAAUCCCGCCCUUUGGAGGAUGGCAAACAGGACAAGAUGAAAAAGCGGUUAUUUAAAGGAGUCAUGGAGACGGAAGGGCAAAGAAAUCCGUUGUCAGACACGGAGAGCGCUUCAAACAUGACUACCCCUCUUGCGCAACCAUUACCCGACUCCCCAGUUGGCUCUUUUGACAGCACUGACUCCCAGAUCACGUCGUUGAAUGACGAUCUAGCUGAUAUCCAGCCCCUGCCCCCGUCAGUUCUGAGCUCCUCAAAUCAAGGUACCAUGAGCUCCAAUGGUUGGUCAAUGUCCGACGUUGAUCCCCGUCCUGUAGCGCAACUCCGGCACCGCCAGUCCAACGGCAGUGAACCUGUACCCAUUCCGUCUGACAGCCUCCCGUCCGACCAACUGCGCGGAUCAGUGCCACCAGAAUUACACGGCGAUCAAAGAUCCGCGCCUCGAGCGAUCACUGGAAGGGCAGACUGGCGUGACAUGGGGCAGGAGGACUUUCCAAAGGAGGGUUCAACGGAUUAUUAUGAUCAGAAGCUAGAGGACAAGAGAGCGGCCAUUCGUGACUAUAAACUCUUUCCAAAGAAGCCCUUGUCACUUGAAUCACCCAUGGAUCCUACUAAGGCUGCUGGAUUUCACCGGCAUGGGUCAUCAGAAAGUUUCCCAAUGUUUUCGGCCUCUACAGAGAGUUCCCAUCCUGCGAAGUCAACUGGGGCUUCAUACACCUCUAAUUCGAAGUUGUAUGAGGCUUCUAAUAUUGCUAGUCAUAAUAGCAUAGAAGGUGGAGAGGUAGAUGAGAAUGGUAUAGAGGCUCCGCUCUUAACCCCGGGGACAGUACAAGAUGGGGUUGAAAUACGGGGCGGAGCUUCCUUUGGAGAAAGCCCUCCUGAUACUAAUCAUGUUCACCUCGAAAGGCCUUCUAGUCCUCCUCCACUCUUGACUGAAUCCAGUCCUAUCAAGACACUGGAGCAGGAAGCCGAUUCUCAAAUUAUCGACCCCUCGUCAGAUGUGCAGUCAACUCAUUUUGUAAUUCCUGGGACAAAUGAGGACCUCUCGGGAGUGACUCUUCCUAUUACCCCUGAUGUGACUGAAAACAAACCCUGGAGUGUUGAAGUCUUGCUGAAAGAGGCAAUCAGACACUAUCAUAGUAGCAGUCAGGCUGAUAUCCAGUCUGCUGCUCAUUUGCUCCAUAAACUACACGUUCUUUUCCAAGACUGUGAAAAGAUUCUCCCCUUUGAGGAUUGUGAAAUGAUCUUCCAGACCUAUAAUGAACAUCUCCUGCGGCAAUUCAUGUACGUUGAGGCGGCUGAACUUCGGCAGCUUUGUGUCCCAUCUUACCCAUCGGUUUAUGAAUACGCGCAGACGGACUCUUUCAUGAAUGUGUUCUGCUUCACCUGCAAAAGACCAUAUGAGAAUCCAAGGCACGAUAACAGUCGCUGUCACCGCUGUAACACACCUCAGGACCCUUGUGCUAUUUGCAUGAGUGUCGACCCGCCUCCUGAGUGGGUUGCGGAACAUUCUGCUGCACACGCUGAGCAAGAAUUAGAUUUCGAAGCCACGUCUAAUUUACUAUCAUCGCGAUCCUCAAUUCGGACCGAAACUAUCCCCGAAUCCGAAGUCCAGCGAUUGGAUGGAGAGAGCUCAUUUGCUGCGCCACGACCCAAGGGCUCCGCUCUCUGGACCUGGUGCCAAGGCUGCGGGCAUGGCGGCCAUAUGGCCUGCAUCAGCAUAUGGCUGCAAGAUGUCUCCAUAAGUGAAGGUGGGUGCGCCACCGCUGGCUGCAUGCACGACUGCGGCCCUGGACCGCGGCGCGAGCACAAUCGUACGGCCACGCAAGAGGAGUCGAAACGACGCGAUUCCAGCGGCCGCAAAGCCGGGGUAGGAUUUGUGAAGCGAGACCCUUGGUCAAGAGGGGAGAGCAAGGCCGUUGAGAAAGUCCGGGGCAUGCUAGGUGUCGCAUCAGGGGGCGCAGCAAGUGCUUCGACGACUAGCAGCGGCGGUGCCGGCGGGGGAUCAUCUGGUAUGAUGUCGCCCAAGAAGGUGAGACUAGUUACACCUAGUGAGCAAGGGAAACGACGGGCUACUCGUACUAGUAUCGGAGGGGGCAGUGUGCUAAGCGGUUGA
This is a messenger RNA of Aspergillus wentii DTO 134E9, 4119 nucleotides long. Its product is annotated as WD repeat protein. NCBI's taxonomy places the organism in Eukaryota, Fungi, Ascomycota, Eurotiomycetes, Eurotiales, Aspergillaceae. Gene Ontology annotation, biological process: positive regulation of TOR signaling. Gene Ontology annotation, molecular function: protein binding. The transcript is spliced from 2 exons. Bases 1 to 4119 code for a protein of 1372 amino acids. The record is from RefSeq and is a predicted model, not a curated record.